AAUUAUAAUCUAGAUUUAAUAAAGAACACUGAGGGCAUUAUAUUUAAUAUAUAAUUAAAUUUUAUAGAAUGUUUAUACUAUUUCAAAAUCUUUUACGAUGAGUAGUGAACUCAGCAACUUAUGACAAACUAUUAAAUUUAAAGAAUUUCGAAUUACAGAAAAAGAAAGGGGGAAAAAGAAGCAAAUUCAAAUUCCAAUAAAAGCAUAUUAAUUACAGGGACAAGUAGUUACUGUAACAUUUUUGAAAGGGCUUUUCCAGUUUCUAUGCAGAUGCAAGUGCGGUUGAUACUUUGGUCACUUAGAGAAGGAACUCACAGUUCAUGAUCAGCUCGACUUCGUUAAAUUCUUUCCAAAAACAAGAAAAAAGAAAAACAACUCCUCAGCUUCCUUAAGCCACGUUCAAAAGGCAAAAGAAAAAGAACCCUUUAAAUCUUCCAUAUUAUGUCCCCAUCUCUAUAAACAAGUUAAAGAUCAACGCCAUCACUUAUCUUGUUCCCAAAUGAAACUAAUGGACGAGCUUGCGGUGGUUCUCAAAACAUUUGGUGACGACCAGAGCACACUUUUGGACCAGUUUGAAAGACUCUCAUUUGAAGUGCAGCUCAACCAAGCCAUGCUCGGUAGGAGUUUGUCUGAACCUGGAGUCGGUCGGUCUCGAUUCCAACCGCCGUUAAAUAGGGAGGCGCCACCGCCACCCGCAUUGGUGAAAAAGCAGGUGAGACAAGGGCGGCGGCUUGGUGGGUCGACAGGGUUUAAUAGGAUGUUAAAGAAGUUGUUGAAACCGAUUUUUAGUAGAAAGGGCGCCAAGAAAUGUGCAGCUUUUGAUGAUGCUGUUAAAAGGGAAGUUCCUGAUCCCAAAAAUGCUAAAUCAUGGAAAGCUCUUAGCAGAUCAUUAAGGCUCUGAAUGUUGUCUUAUUUCUCAUGUAUUCUAUUUGUCAGAAUUAAGAAAGAGCAUUACCACUUUCUGAUAUUGGAGUUACAGAGCUGUGUUCCAACCUCGAGCUCAGUUAAUUAGACAAAGAAAGUUACGAAAGAAAAUUAGCUUAUUUUUGUUUUGGGUAAUUAACCAGGUUAUGGUCAUGUUUACAUCUUAUGAUAUCAUACUUACUGCAUGCUCUUGAAAAAUAAUUAUUACACUACA
Molecule: messenger RNA, 1138 nt
Organism: Ricinus communis (castor bean)
Lineage: Eukaryota; Viridiplantae; Streptophyta; Magnoliopsida; Malpighiales; Euphorbiaceae
Exons: 1
Coding region: 500-901 (133 amino acids)
Source: RefSeq, a predicted model, not a curated record